CUCCCUGCCUGACUCCUCAUAUCCCUGUGGGCUUCUAUAUUAGCUGCAGGAAAGCAUUUCUGACCAGACAUGUAAGAUCUGUAACUAGAAAGAAAAGGAGUGAAGAAAAAUAGGCAACAAAGAAAAGAGAGGAAAAUUAGCUUGAUCUGAGUUGACACCACGCAGGGAUAUUCUCAGUAUCUCCAAUUUGAAAACAUCUGCACAGGUUGGCCUCCAGAGACAUGGAUAUCUUCGGGGAUGGGGAUUUCAGUGAGACAGGUAACACCAGCCAGACAGUAAAAGGCAGCAAAAGCCAAGGACUCAACCACAGUGACCCCCUGGACAUGUUUAUAGGCAUAGAGCUUCUUCUACGUUUCAAACCUCUCUUCCUGCCUCUCUACUCCCUCGUCGUGGUCGUGGCAGGCGUUGGAAACUCCUUCCUGUUGGCUUGCAUCUUGUCUGACAAGAAACUCCACAAUGCCACCAACUUUUUCCUCAGCAACUUAGCAGCCGGAGACCUGCUGAUGUGUUUGAGUUGUGUUCCACUGACUGUGUCUUACGCCUUCGACAGCCGUGGUUGGGCUUUUGGGCGCCCCCUCUGCCACCUGGUCCCCUUGCUGCAAUGUGCCACAGUGUUUGCAUCGGUGCUUUCACUCACUGCCAUUGCUGUGGAUCGCUACGUUGUUGUAGCUCACCCAGUACGGAGGAGGAUCUCUGCGUGGGGUUGUGGUGCAGUGACCCUGGGUGUCUGGCUUUUAUCUCUGGCCCUGGCUGCACCCACGUCUCUCUACACCCGCUAUAUGGACCUGCGACCCAAUGGCAUCGACCUGGUAGUGUGUGAGGAAUUCUGGCCACACAGUGGCAAUCUGCGGCUGCUCUACUCCUGCUUCACUCUCAUUACCUCCUAUAUGAUCCCGCUGCUGUCGGUCAGCAUAUCCUACUGUGCCAUCACUGUCAGCCUAAAACGCUAUUCAGUACCUGGGGAGCCGUCCAACAGCCAGCAGCGCUGGAGCCAAAGGAGGAAGAAGACCUUCUCUCUGCUGGUGGCCUCAGUGCUGGCCUUCGCCCUGUGUUGGCUGCCCCUUCAGGUGCUGAACCUGAUGCUGGACCUGGACCCAGACUUCCACAUCAUAGGGAAGCGCUACAUAAAUGUCUUACAAGUCUGCUGUCAUUUAGUUGCUAUGAGCUCUGCAUGUUACAACCCCUUCAUCUACGCCUCACUGCAUAGCAAGGUGCGCAUGCACCUGAAAGGCUACCUCUGUCCUUGUCGCAAUCGUCAGAGGGGGAUGGUAACGAGGGCGACGUCCAGGAGCUGAUUCCAGACCAUGCCCGGGUAUGAUACAACUGCUGUAGCAGCUCCUGACACUACAUCCCUGUCCUUACCCACAAGUUAACACCUGCGCCCCUAACACCAAUGUUAAUGUCUGAGGUGUCCAGGAGAAAAUAAGGCAACUGCUUAACAUCCAUUUAAACCAGAUUUCUCCAUGCUUUUCCAGCAUUUUGUGACUUCAAGACAUUUGGUCCUCUCUUGUACAGUGUCACCAGAGGCAGUGCUUAAUAAGGCCACUUAUGACAAACAGACAAAGAAGCAGAUCCAGACCAGACUGCAGUUUAGUACGAUGAUGAAGAAGAUUAAGCCAUCCACUGAGAUCCCUGUGUUUUUCUUGGACGGCCGAGCUGCUGGCUUAGACAAUAAGCAGAUCCUGCAGCUUUAAAAAGACCAGCAGGGGCAUAAACACACCCUUAGGCGGAGGGCUUCUGUAGCAGGCAUGCUGGAGGCUGAGACCAGGGGUGGCUACACUGGUUGCAGGGCCUGGUUAUACUUAAACAGCAAACGCUUGACUUCAGGGAGUUGACCGAACAAUGAACUCUUCUCACCAGACAUGGAUUGCAGACCAAGAAGAGGACAUGUGCAAAAGACACAAUUGUGAUUGUUUUAUUUUGUCCCUGGUACUGAAUGUCAGUGCUUCGAAAUCAGUUAUGUAUCUCUUGUAUUGCAUUUCACCUUCAUUAUAUUUGAUUUGUUAUUUCGAAAUGCACAUCGUUUGCUAUUUUUAGUGUCAUUAUGUGGUAGUUAUUCUCUAUGGUUUGGCUCCAUUGUCUAACUUUGCGUGUCACCUGUGCACAUGGAUAAGUAAGUUUGUAUUUGUGCAUGCCUGUGUAGUGUGCACAGAUUGUGUGGACCUGGGUGGAAAAGAGUGUACAAUGCUGGAAGAUUAAAGUGGCAGUAGGCUGAAUAUUUUUGGCAUAAUUGGGCAAAAAUUCCAUAAUAAACUUUCAGCAAAA
Molecule: messenger RNA, 2265 nt
Organism: Sebastes umbrosus (honeycomb rockfish)
Lineage: Eukaryota; Metazoa; Chordata; Actinopteri; Perciformes; Sebastidae
Product: 7 transmembrane receptor domain-containing protein
Exons: 4
Coding region: 222-1295 (357 amino acids)
Biological process (GO): G protein-coupled receptor signaling pathway
Cellular component (GO): neuron projection; plasma membrane
Molecular function (GO): neuropeptide Y receptor activity; neuropeptide binding
Source: RefSeq, a predicted model, not a curated record